Pollicipes pollicipes is the source of this 801-nucleotide messenger RNA. RefSeq names its product serpin-Z7-like. The coding region runs from base 178 to 801 and encodes 207 amino acids. Lineage: Eukaryota; Metazoa; Arthropoda; Thecostraca; Pollicipedomorpha; Pollicipedidae. The record is from RefSeq and is a predicted model, not a curated record. Gene Ontology annotation, molecular function: serine-type endopeptidase inhibitor activity. The transcript has 4 exons.
CGAGGCGUCAACGAGGGUUAACAGUCAAAGCUUUGCGUGUUGUCGGGCGGUGAACAGUGUCGCUCCGGAUCCUGGCUUCAUCGUCUCGUCACUGCUGAAAGCGAACCAAGCCGGACGUCAACUAUAAUCUCACGUAACAGAGUUCGUUCUACUCCCAUUCAACACUACGAGGACAUCAUGAAACGCAAUGCAGGCGCCUGGCUGGCGCCACUCCUGCUGCUGGCCACGCUGGGAGGCGCCUGUGUGCCCACUGACCUGGACAUGAAGCUGCUGAGGGAGGUGACGUCGGGUCCGGUGGCCAACCACGUGAUCUCACCGUUCCUGAUGUCGCUGCUGAUGUCGCAGGUCUGGCUGGGCGCCAGAGGUGCCACUAGAGCCGAGAUGACGCCUGUGCUGGGAAUGUCCGGCCCAAAGGACACAUCGUUCCUCCAUGGCUACCGCUCGGCCUUGGCGGUCCUGUCUGGAGCCAGCAAUGGCGUCACGACGUCAGUGUACAACAGGAUCUACCGCAAGCACAGCUUCAGUGUGCGCCGCACCUUCAGCGACCUUUUAGCGCGCUACUAUGGAGCCGGGGUGGAGGUGCUACCAAGAGACGCCGGGAAGGCCGCUGAGGUCAUCAACAACCAGGCGUCGGUGGCAACGCGCGGACACAUCAAGGACCUGGUGACAAGUGCCGACGUCAGCAACGCCGUACUGGUGCUCUUCAGCGCCGUGUAUUUCAAGGGCACCUGGCUUUAUCGCUUUGACAAGGGCGGACAGAAGCCGUUUUUGACACCGCGCGCGAUCGGCCGACAAACAUGA